AUGCUAUGUAUAGCUUCACUGCUCUCAUUGACAGCAAUAACAGCAGUUUCUGCCAGCGUCAAUCCAAUUGUGAUCAAAGGAAGCAAACUGUUUGAUUCAGUCACAAAGGAACAAUUCUUCAUAAAAGGUGUUGCAUAUCAGCCACGAGGAGGUCUCUUAACAGGAACCGACCCGCUUGCAAACGAGAGUACCUGCGUAAAAGAUGCUGAAUUGAUGAAAGCCUUGGGUGUGAAUACUGUUCGAGUAUACGAGAUUGAUCCUAGCAAAAAUCAUGAUGCCUGUAUGAACGCUUUUGCGUCUGCAGGAAUUUACCUGCUUUUGGACAUUGCAACCCCGAAGCAUUCCAUCAAUCGUCAGACUCCUGAAUACGAUCUCAAUCUAUAUCUUAGCUUUGCGGCAGCAAUUGAUGCAUUUGCUGGUUACUCCAACACUCUUGGAUUUGUUGCUGGAAAUGAAGUGUCUAACGACAAAACAACCUCUGCAGCAUCAGCCUUCGUCAAAGCAGCCCUGCGUGAUGCGAAGCAAUACAUCAAAUCCACGAAGUCAAGGUAUAUUCCGGUUGGUUAUGCUAGUAAUGAUGAUCAGUACAUACGAGACGCCAUCAAAGACUACUUUAAUUGUGGCGAUGAUUCGUCCAGGGCUGAUUUCUUUGGUGUUAAUUUAUACGAAUGGUGUGGAAACAGCACCUUUCAAAAAUCUGGCUAUUCAGAGCGUACCAAAGAAUUCGAGAAUUACAGCAUUCCUGUCUUCCUCUCUGAAUACGGAUGCAAUCUUAUGACACCACGUCCUUUCACUGAAGUGGAAGCUAUCUACGGGCCUGAUAUGACUGGUAUAUGGUCCGGUGGAAUUGUAUACGAGUGGUCUCAACAGGACAAUAGCUAUGGUCUGGUCCAAAUUGACGCAAGUGGAAACGUCACACCACUACCCGACUAUCAGAACUUGAAGACUGAGCUUGCAAAGGUAUCGCCUAAAGGUGUCUCUAUGGACUCGUACAGUUCAAAUACCCAAGCAUCUCAAUGCCCAGCCCAAAACGAAAACUGGCUAGCUUCCAGCAACCUGCCACCAACGCCAUCUGAAGGAGGAUGCAAAUGCAUGACUGAUAGCUUAACAUGUACCGCCAACACGAACACCUUUUCAGCCGGAGGAAAUGACACUGCGAUAGGAGAUCAGCUGAACUACCUUUGCAGUAAUUACAACUGUAGCGACAUAUCUGCCGAUGGUUCCAAGGGUGUCUAUGGUGCUUUCUCAUUCUGUGCACCGGAGGACAAGCUCAAAUACAUGUACAACUUUGCCAGCGCUGGGGAUAGCUCCAAGUGCACUUUCGAUGGACAUGCUAUGGCCGCCCAGCCUUCGCAGAGUGAUUUACAGUCUUGCUCAAAAAUCAAGGCUACAUCUCCCAACACUGGCAUCAAUGGUGGCAAGGUCAAUUCAAGCUCUACAUCAGCAUCAACCUCCAUCUUUGGUCAGCUUAACUUCAGCAUUUUGGCUGCCUUAUCCUCUGCACCCCUGAUAUUGAACGCUGCCCAGAACUUUAUGUAAACAGAAUCCCCCCCAUGGAAAAGUAGGAAGGCUCGCAUCAUAGUCAUUUACAUAGCCGCUGACUAGAUGAACUCCUGGUCAGCACAGGUAAUCAGCUUCAACCAGUGAACGUUCAUC
Umbelopsis ramanniana AG is the source of this 1656-nucleotide messenger RNA. RefSeq lists its product as uncharacterized. The transcript is spliced from 4 exons. The coding region runs from base 1 to 1539 and encodes 512 amino acids. Gene Ontology annotation, biological process: fungal-type cell wall (1->3)-beta-D-glucan biosynthetic process. Gene Ontology annotation, molecular function: 1,3-beta-glucanosyltransferase activity. Gene Ontology annotation, cellular component: fungal-type cell wall; cytoplasm. The record is from RefSeq and is a predicted model, not a curated record. Lineage: Eukaryota; Fungi; Mucoromycota; Umbelopsidomycetes; Umbelopsidales; Umbelopsidaceae.